Cynara cardunculus var. scolymus (artichoke) is the source of this 1685-nucleotide messenger RNA. RefSeq lists its product as uncharacterized. The coding region runs from base 98 to 1483 and encodes 461 amino acids. The transcript is spliced from 12 exons. NCBI's taxonomy places the organism in Eukaryota, Viridiplantae, Streptophyta, Magnoliopsida, Asterales, Asteraceae. The record is from RefSeq and is a predicted model, not a curated record.
UUUUGGCGGGGUGAAUUGGCUUCUUGUUUGAUGAUCUCAAGUUCCUUCACGUAGACGAGUCAUUUGAAGAUCAGAAAGAAAUCAAGAAUUCAAAAAGAUGGAAGAAGAUCCUUUCGAUUUCGAGUCGGAUGUUCUACUCGCUACUUCACCCAUUGUCGCCCCCAAUCGACGGAGAAAAGUGAUUGGUCUGGAUGAUUUACUGGUGGAUCAUUACAAGGAGAAGAAUAGGGUAAUUGAGAGGAAAUCAAAAUUGGCUAAGAUUAAAAAGACUUAUAACUCUGAUGAUGAAGAGGAUGGUAGAGUUGCUAAAUUGUCUAAAUAUGUUGACGAAUGUCACGAGAAGAUGACUCAACUUAGCGAUGAGGAUGAUGUAUCCAUUUGGGGUCUUAAAGUUUUCGGAAACAAGAAAUCCCCGCCGUCAUUUGUAUUUAGCAAUCUUCCAAGUUGCUUUCUUUUUCGUUCUUUCAUGGGCCAUGGAGUGAAUUCACUGAUUGAGCUUAGUACUGAAUCAGGAGAAAUGUUCUUUGAAGGUUUGUUGACCAAUGGCUGGCUACUGAAAUUGGUCUACAAAUGUGGCGAAGUAGAGAAACCCAUAGCAACAUGGACCUUUCACUUGAUGUUAUACUCAUCAAAGGAAGUGCUCAGAACUGCUGCAGUCAACUUUUGGUGUGCUAUUUUGUUGCCAAAAAAUGAGGACGAGUUACUGUUCUUAAAGAUUGACUGGCUACCAAGCUUUUCAGAACUUAAAGGUGCUCUUGAAACCUAUGGCUUCUUAUUGCAUUCACCUUUGGAAGAUUCUUCCGAUGCUGAAAUGAUCCUUGGAGAUUCUGAAUGCACGGAAUCAACUCAAAAUAUUGUAGCAUGGAUCAAGUUUGUAGCUGCUUGUAGCCAAGCAAGGAAAACGCAUUUUAUUUUCUCCACAUCGGAAGCUGAAGAGUUGGUAGUUGUUAUAAUCUGUCUCUUGUUAGAUCGACAGCUACUAGGUCUGUCUGUUGAUCUGAAUGAAUGUAUGCUAUCUUUAGUUAAUUUCUUCACGGAUGACGAAUGGAGUUCCAGCUGUGCGAAAGUAGCAAAAUCUGUUGCCUUGAGGGUUCCUUACGAUAUCAACAGCCUGAGAGCCGUUGACUGUAUCCAAGCAGUUUGUGGGCACACCAAGCAUCUCAGAAGUGCAAUUGCUUUCCAAAUACUUCUUGGUUAUUUUGAUAAGGUAGAGGAUGAAGAAGAUGUCAUAAGGCAACUGACCUUGAUCAAUUUGAAAGACAAAAGUUGUGAUCUUUUCAAAAUCUACAUUUAUUUGGUGUUGACUGAAAACUGGUUCUUAUAUAACCCUACACUGAAAGACAAACCGUUGUUGAACGAAAUGUGGGGUCUGUAUCUCCGGAACUGUUCUUGCCAAAUCAACAUCACAGACACUAGAUCUUACGCGUCAAAGGUUCGAAGUAAAGCUUCUUAUCUUCUUCAAGGAGCCACGGACAAAUCAUAACAGUUAAGGUUUAGUCACGUUAAUGCAUACUUUUGGUUAAUCAGUCAGAUCGUGUUUAGAGAAGGGGUCGAGGGUAGUAAUGGUCGAUUUACUUUCGUAUGUAGUAAAUGUAUACGUUAUAAUACUCGAUCUUAAACGAAAUCUUAUUUGUAUUUUUGCAUAACUUAGCCACAAAAUAUACAUACAAAAUUAGCCUUUUGCU